AUGGCUGGAGCAUCUUAUACUCAAGAAGACGGCGCGCUAGAAGACUGUGUUCUUUCUGUGUUACUUAACCCUAUUCGUGAUCUGACAGAGAAUUGGGAAAUUAAUUUGGCACGAUACCUUCAGGAAUACCAUGACUUGCUGGUUGAAAAUAGUUUAAAUGCUCAGGAAAUUCUUAGUGCCAUCAAUUUUGCGAAAGCUGCACUCGUCAUUCAAAAAUCUGCUGACAUUUAUGGGAAGAAAGUGGAUUACUUGUGGCAGAUAUUGCAUAAUGUUUUAGAUACCAUUAGGAACCAGAGAAAUGAAACUGACCCUGCAAAACCUGGUGCACCAACGAAGAAAGGCAAGGAGGGGAAAGACAAUGCCCAUGUUUCUACAGAAUUCUGUUCUUUAGAUGAUGAAUACGGCGCUUCUGCUGGGGACAUAAACAUACAAGCACGCGAGACACGCAGUAAGGUCAAGCUACUUCCCGUGUACAAUCCGCAGCUAGAUUCCUUUCUGAGUGUAAAGAAAAUAGAACUUUAUGGGCAGAGGGGUAACGCAGUCGGUAAUAAAUAUGAUUUCAGAGUCAAUAAAUACCUGUCAUCCACUGGACUGUUAAUUAGUGAACCAGAAUUAAACCAGUGUUCAGGCGCACUAGAAUAUGAUUACGAUGAGUUAUCAAGCCCUUCACCGGAACCUGUACCUGCAAUUGAACAACUUGAAACUAUUCCAAUGGAAAUUGAUCCAGAACCUGUCGAAAAUUGUGCCAUCGAAGUAUGCACACUACCAGCCGCACCAAGUCGAGAAGAAAUAGUUGAAGUUGCAACAGAUCAAGAGCAUGAGAAGAACAAAGCAGAAAAUUCUAGAAAAAAGGGAACUGUAGAGGUUGUUAAUGAGAAUCGUACUGGAUGGGAUAGCAUUGUGCAAAAAGAUGAGAGAGAAAGGGAACUGCAACCAAGACCUACAGUUCAUAUGCCUUCUGCCACUGAGUACAUUUCAUCUGUGUUGCAAAAGAGACCUCCUGCUGACAAUAACGCAGGUAUGGAAAGAAACAAAAGACCACCUAGUUUUUUGUCAUUUUUUGCAAAGGAUAUAAUUUCGAAAGGGAAGAAAAAAGUAUGUUACUUAGCGUUUCAAGAGUAUUGCUGUUUACCAGAGCAGAAACGGUCUAAAGAAUCAGUCGAAUUAAAUCUAGACGAUGUUAUGAGGGACGUGGCUAGCGAAUUUGGCGAAGAAGACUUUUGCGGAUUUGAAGAGCCUGUGGUUCUUGAAAACGAGGACGACAUUAAUUUCGAAGUGAAUGAGGUCGAUGAACUGCCACUACUCGAAUGUUUACCUCCACCCUCCGACGUGCCUGCACCAAGUUACGCGGAAUUUGUUAGAGAGGCAAUUGUCGUUCCAGCAGUAACAGCAGAGGUCGCUGAAAGUAUAACACAGAUUGUAAAUGAAUGGCAUGAUUCCAUAAGACAUAUUUUGAAGGCAUCACAGGAAAGAGGUCAUUUUAAUAUUCAUAAGUAUUGUGAUUUAGUGCUUUCUCGAUUCCCACAUACGGAGGAACACCCAGUUUUGCCUUUCAGUGAUAUAGUUGGCAAUGAACCAGUCGAAAAUGUUUCACGCUAUUUCCUGGCAACUCUUAUGCUUGCCAAUGCGUAUAAUGUGGAAAUAAUAAGGACCAUUGACGACCCUCUAGCAAUGGACUGUAUGAGCGCCAAGCUUCUUACGAGAGUAAGAGAUAAUGAACUCUUGAAAGAGAUGUACGAGUGAAUUCAUCCCAUUACAAAUGAUUCUCAAGGUGACAUUCUGAUUUCCAUUUUAAUGUCUAGAUUCAUCAGAACUUCACAUCAGGAACGGUAGUUAUUCUGGCGCAUAAAAUUGUUUUUACAAACACGAUAAUUGUUUGUAAUACUGUACCAAAGUAAAAAAGGCGCCAUAAAAUCGUGUUGAAGUAAUUUAUUUUUAGAGUUUUUCUUUUUAAAUUUGAAAUGAGCCUGUCGGUUAUGUGAAUGUAAGUUCGUUACGUCACACCGGCUCUGCGCAUGCGCCAGCUAGCGGCUUCUACCGCUCUGUGUGUAACAUUCGCGCCAAAAUAGUUAUCUGGCUAGGCGUUGUACGUGUGGAUUACUGUUCUAAACAUGCCGGCGAGAAAAGGAAAACGCUCAGCUACAAAGACGCCCGCCGCAGAAGCAGCUAAAACGGCAGAAUCUACAGAUGCAGAACAGAAAAAGCCUCGUAGAAGUCCUAAAAAGUCUCAAGCCCAGCCUGCAUCACAAAACGUGGAGGAGGCUAAAACUGCAACUACGUUAGAGGAGGGCGAACCUGCACCUAAGAGGGCCAGAGGCAAGCAGAAGGAUAAAACUGAUGUUGCAGAUGGCCAAGAAUCUAAGAACACUCCCGAAAAACGCGGAAGAGGUAAAACUGAGUCACCGAAGAAACCAAAAUCUGGUGAGGCACGUAAGUCAGUAGCGAAGAAAGGAUCGCCUCGAGUUGCAGCAAAACCUAAACGCGGCGCGAAAGCCCGGAAAUCUGGUGGAAAGACUGCCUCUGCAAAGCGCAAGUGAUUUCACAUUGAAUCAUUAUCCAAAAGUUAUUAAGGCACACUUUUCCUGAAGGCGCGUGGAUAUUUCUAUGAUUGCAGAAAAUUUUACAACUUCAGUAAUAUACAAUAUUACAGAUGAACUUUUAAUACUAAAAUAUGUCUGUAAAGGACAUAGUUCACUCUUUUUUAUAUAAUUUGUGUAUUUCAUGAUUGAGUGGCUUUUGUGUAACGGCCACACUUGAAACCAUUUGUUACCAGAGUAUGAAAUAGUAGAAAAAACAGAAUUGUAAUAUAGCGUAUAAAUAAGAUGCAGCAUACCUUCACUUUUUAAUAUUGAUGAUAGAAACAAUAUUUUGAUAUUAAUGACAUCUUAUCUAGAGAGAUUGUAAUAUAUUUGCCAUGAUAAAUACAGCUGUACUGGCCUGAGUUCUAUGUUUUAAUACAACUAACUUGUUUUGUAAGCAUAUGUUAAGCACAACGUAAAUUUUUUUAAAAAUAUUUUGUUGUGAGGAUUCCCCCUCGAGAAAUUGAAAAAUAACUUGUGGAACUUUAUAUAUGUAAGCAUAUGUAUUUUACAUAUAUUUCACUUGUUUACAUUUGAAUGGAAUGGUUGAGUAGCGUGUGUAUAUGGCUCAAGGGAGGGGGGCCAUCUGCCGUGUUUGCUGCUGCACUGUUAUCUUAAUUCUGUGUCAACAUGCUUGUUUUUUGUGAUGUAUUUUUUUUUCUUUAGACAAUAAAUUACAUUGUCUGCGCGCAUUUACCACUUCACUAUUUAUGUACAAAAGGUAAAUAAACUACUGUCACUGA
Schistocerca gregaria is the source of this 3322-nucleotide messenger RNA. Its product is annotated as condensin-2 complex subunit H2-like. Lineage: Eukaryota; Metazoa; Arthropoda; Insecta; Orthoptera; Acrididae. The coding region runs from base 1 to 1743 and encodes 580 amino acids. Gene Ontology annotation, cellular component: nucleus; condensin complex. The record is from RefSeq and is a predicted model, not a curated record. The transcript has 2 exons. Gene Ontology annotation, molecular function: chromatin binding. Gene Ontology annotation, biological process: mitotic sister chromatid separation; meiotic chromosome condensation.